CAGUACCAACUUACCACUUGCUACGUCCCCUUCUCUAUAUUUAUACGUCAAUGGUGCCUAUCCUUGAUAUAUUGCCCUCUUUUGACUCAGUCAACUGAGAAAACUCAAAAAUGGAGAGCCCAAGGAAUCCAAAUUUGUGUGAAGGAGGUGGAGAUGGAAUAAGUUUUCCAGAAGAUCAAUUCCCGACUAUUAGUCAGCAAAAUUUUCCGAUCCAAGAUAUGACAACCGCAGCACAAAUAGAGUCGAUGAUGGUAGAAUCAGUGUAUAGUGACCAAUUUUUACAAGAAGAUCUGUCUUGGAGAAACAAUUCCACAAAUGUAAGCAGCGAGCAAAAUCCUCCAGUGAUUAACCAGACCGCUGCCGGAUCAACAAAGCAGAUCAGGCAACAACAAUCAGGUCAACGCCAACCAGCAGAUAGAUCCUUUGCAAUUUCUAGCAGCGAAAAUGCUACACCAGACCCACGUGCCAGAAAGAGAGAGACCGAUAGAAGAUACAGGGUGAGAACCAAGGAAGACAAAGAGCAAAUGAAGUCCACCCUCGAUAAACUUGAGGCCGAAAAUGAAUACCUUAGAAAGGAAAUCAUUUUGGGGAAUCAGAAGUUUGACGAAUUGAAGAAGAAGUAUGAGAAGCAACAUAAGAAACGGAAGCAAAUUGAGGCUGAAAAUGAAUCACUAAAAGAAGAAAAGGUCUUGGUGAAAAAGAGGUUCGAAAAAUGGAGGAAGAAGUGCGAGAAGCAACUUGCUGAAAACAUUGGAGGGUUAAAGGACGAGAUUAUUGAAUCCCUAAAAGAAGACAUUGUGUUAGCAAAUGGAAGCUCAUCUAGAACUCAGUCGCAUGAACUGGGCCAGGUCAGGAGUGAAUUGGAAAAUUUGAAAAAAGAACUUGCCUCCCUGAAAACUUACGGCCACAGACAGACCGGAGCUGGAAGCAGCAACAACUUGAAUGGAGGUACGCUCAAUAUGCAUCCCUCAUACCCUGCCUUCCCUAGUGUUGCAAGCAGUCCAGCAACAAGGCCGCCGGCCUCGCCUCUGUUAUGCAAAGAGUAUAAUGAUUAUAUACAAGAGCUUCAAAGUGAUGAUGAGGUAGAGGGAAUAUAUAUAGUAACUUAGAAAAUUUUUCUGGACUGCAUAGUGUUUAUGUUAGGUAAUAAUUUGGGGUAUAUAUACAUGUAAAUGUAAUUACCAUUAUUAGCCUUUUAAGGUUGUGAUGUCAAGCCGUACUUGACAUAUUAAGAUUGUAAUAACUUACCAUGUCAUAGUGUUGUAACUAUAUUAUAUGCAAAGAAGUAAUUCUUUUUUUUUUAAGUUUGAGUCACAUAAUAUGUAAAUAAAUAGAGUAGAUUAUG
Molecule: messenger RNA, 1345 nt
Organism: Rubroshorea leprosula
Lineage: Eukaryota; Viridiplantae; Streptophyta; Magnoliopsida; Malvales; Dipterocarpaceae
Source: the annotation of a GenBank genome assembly